Calypte anna (Anna's hummingbird) is the source of this 3271-nucleotide messenger RNA. It is a transcript of the gene SEPTIN6, whose product is annotated as septin 6. The transcript has 10 exons. The record is from RefSeq and is a predicted model, not a curated record. Lineage: Eukaryota; Metazoa; Chordata; Aves; Apodiformes; Trochilidae. Gene Ontology annotation, biological process: cilium assembly; cytoskeleton-dependent cytokinesis. Gene Ontology annotation, cellular component: septin ring; microtubule cytoskeleton; septin complex. Gene Ontology annotation, molecular function: GTPase activity; GTP binding; molecular adaptor activity. The coding region runs from base 58 to 1359 and encodes 433 amino acids.
GGGCGCGCCCGGAGCCGCCCGGCCGGCUGAGGCGGGCGCUGUGGCGGGAGGGCAGCGAUGGCGGCGGCCGAGGUGGCGCGGCAGGGUGAAGGCUGUCGUACUGUCCCACUUUCCGGACACGUAGGAUUUGACAGUCUGCCUGACCAGCUGGUUAAUAAGUCAGUUAAUCAUGGGUUUUGUUUCAACAUCCUGUGUGUGGGGGAAACUGGCCUUGGUAAGUCUACCCUCAUGGACACACUUUUCAACACCAAGUUUGAAGGUGACCCAGCAUCUCACUCACAGCCUGGGGUCCAGCUGAAAUCUAAUACCUAUGACCUGCAGGAGAGCAAUGUCAACCUCAAACUGACCAUUGUGAGCACAGUUGGCUUUGGGGAUCAGAUCAACAAAGAGGACAGCUAUAAGCCCAUUGUUGAGUUCAUUGAUGCUCAGUUUGAAGCCUACUUGCAAGAAGAACUGAAGAUAAAAAGGGUCUUGCACAACUACCAUGACACCCGAAUCCACGCUUGCUUGUAUUUCAUUGCUCCGACAGGCCACUCACUGAAAUCCCUGGAUUUGGUGACAAUGAAGAAGCUUGACAGCAAGGUCAACAUCAUUCCCAUCAUUGCCAAAUCUGAUGCCAUUUCCAAGAGUGAGCUGACCAAAUUUAAAAUUAAAAUCACAAGUGAACUGGUCAGUAAUGGGGUGCAGAUCUACCAGUUCCCAACAGAUGAUGAAUCGGUGGCAGAGAUAAAUGGGACAAUGAAUGCCCACUUGCCAUUUGCAGUGAUUGGGAGCACGGAGGAGCUGAAAAUAGGAAACAAAAUGAUGAAAGCUCGCCAGUACCCCUGGGGCACAGUGCAGGUGGAGAAUGAGGCUCACUGUGACUUUGUGAAGCUGCGGGAGAUGCUGAUCCGUGUGAACAUGGAGGACCUGCGUGAGCAGACCCACACGCGCCACUAUGAGCUGUACCGGAGGUGUAAGCUGGAGGAGAUGGGCUUCAAGGACACUGAUCCAGACAGCAAACCCUUCAGCUUACAAGAAACUUACGAAGCCAAAAGAAAUGAGUUUCUGGGAGAAUUGCAGAAAAAAGAAGAGGCAAUGAGGCAAAUGUUUGUCCAGAGGGUCAAGGAAAAAGAAGCAGAGCUGAAGGAGGCUGAAAAAGAGCUGCAUGAAAAGUUUGAUCGCCUGAAGAAGUUGCAUCAGGAUGAGAAAAAGAAGCUAGAGGAUAAGAAGAAAUCUCUGGAUGAUGAAGUAAAUGCAUUUAAACAGAGGAAGACAGCAGCUGAAUUGCUCCAGUCUCAGGCGCAGCAGGCUGGAGGAUCUCAAACUCUUAAAAGAGAUAAGGAAAGAAAAAAUAACCCAUGGCUCUGUACUGAGUAAUUACCCCUGAAUACAAUGGGCCGGCAUGGACCUUCGUUUACUUGUUUAAUUGGAGGGUCUAAUAAAACGUGACAGCAUUUCAGCUGUGGCCUUUCCAUGGUGUUUCCCUUGCUCUCUUCUGCAUCCUCAUUGUGAUUCUGUCUGUAUUAUGUGCUGGCAGUUGUUGCUUUCAUUAAACAAUGUAAUAUUAGUCCAAAUGAGGUUUUGGAUGCUGCAACUUUAAAGCCUACAUUUUUUUUUUCCCCUACAAUUAAUGGAUUCCUCUUUCUCCUGGUCCCUCUGCACCCACAUAAGUAAGGGAUGUGGAAAUAAGUUCUGUGAGUUAUUUUUGCUGGCAAAAUAACAGUGCAGUUUAAAUGUAUUUACUGGUGAUGUUCAAAUGACACCCCCACCUCGUUUACUUACUGCCUAGCUGAGAGACUAAAAACUCCUUUUGCUUUCUGCCUGGUGUCAUUUUCAUGGUAUCUAUCAUUUUUAAUGUGCUUUAAUUUUUUUUUCCUUUUCCUAAUUCAUGCUACCUGCAGACUAGCAUGUAAUCCUUAUUUCCAUUUCAGACUUGCUUGAUGUGACCCUGAUCCUUCAGUGACACUGUGUGCAGCCCUUGUUCUGUCUGGGGGGUGAAAGAUCAGGGCAUGUGCUACCAAAGUUUCAAUAAGAAACCUUUUUUCUUUUUUUUUUUUCCUUUUUUUUUGAGAUGAGCACACCCCAGAUGUAAAUGUGAUAGGUAAUGCUGGGUUUGGUCCAAGCCAGUGCUGAUAAUUUUACCUGGAGGGUGGUGUGGAUGGUGCUGGAGCCUCACACAAGGUGUUGGGCUGAGCUGGUACCGUUGCCCUGGGUCAGAGGAGGGUCUGGCCUCUGUCUCCAGCAAUCAGGGCAGUCAGCACUCGUGUUUGUUUGUAUUUUCCUCAGGUAUUCUGUUUCACAAAAAAAUACAGGUAUAUAUCCCACAAAACUCUCUGACAGUUUUGAUUUUAUUUUUGUUGUUGUUAAGCAAGUUAAAAUAAUUUGAUGAUUUACUUCUUCCUGUCCUGUACUGCUCCCCAAACCAGUCGGUACCAGUCAAUGAUUUCUAGAUUAUCUGCUGAAAUACAUUUAAUACAUUUACUGUGGCUUUUCCUUACCAUACUGCAGGUCACUGGCUGCUCUUCCCCACCAUUUGCCUUACUAGAAUGUUACUUAAGGUUUCACAGUCUUUUUUAAGACUUUAAAGAAAAAAAGGCUUUUACUGGAGUGAUUUCUUGGGAGUACUUGGGAUAUCACAAGGAGGCUCUGUCUCUGUCAGCUGUUUUCAUGUUGCAUCUCUUUUUUCCUGCUUUUUGAAUGUCCUUCUCUUUUUUGCUAACCUUCUGUUUUUUUCUCUUUUUUUUUCCCCUUUUCUCUCUCUGUAGCUUUUUUUUAAUCUGUCUUCGCCAGCUGCACUGGGUCUGAGGGAGAAGACUGCCACUUCUAGAAGAGUUGCAGGGUCUCAGGGGAGGGGGGGGGGACAAAUCUUCAGUGUUAGUGUUUUGGGAAGAAGCUUUUACUGACUUGCAUGGUAUCUAAACCUGAAGUGUCUUGUGAUCUGUGUGACAAGACAGGGGGACACAGGGAGGGAGCCGACUGUUCACCUGGAAGUUUGAGGAGCCACAGGGAUGCUGUUUGGACUAACGAUGUAGCGAAUACAUUUCCCAACAUUGUUAUGGGUAUAUUUUAUUUUAUUUUAAUUUUUUUUUCUAAUUUUGUCUUUAAUAACAUGUCGUUGGCUCCCCCGGGGCGUGGAGCCUAAGGAAUUAUUUUCAAUAAGCUGUUGUUGGAUUGGUUUUGGAAACUGUGCAGAAUCAAAGGAAAUACCAGCCUGGUGCAAUGUGCUUUGUUGGCAGCCACGAAAUAUUUAAUUUUAACAAAGGAAUAAAGUACAAACUGUGUGUUUUCA